Messenger RNA from Penicillium digitatum Pd1, 606 nucleotides. RefSeq lists its product as uncharacterized. The record is from RefSeq and is a predicted model, not a curated record. Lineage: Eukaryota; Fungi; Ascomycota; Eurotiomycetes; Eurotiales; Aspergillaceae.
AUGUCCAACAACCGUCCAUUCCUCGCCAACUUCCUGGCCGCCUUCCGCGCUCAGUCAACCUACAAGCCCACCACCCAGCAAGUCGGCACCACCUCAACCCUAUCAUCCGCCCAAAUCUCCCAGAGUGCCCGCGCCAUCGCUACAAAGGCAGCCAAUACAGCCCAGGGGUCCUCCGUAUCAUCAACUGCAUCUGCCGUAGCCCACCACAAUCACAAUCACAAUCACCCUAACCACCGCCACACCCAUACAUCCUCUUCCCCCACUUCCUCAGCAACUGCAGCACCAGCCAGCCCAGUCCAAAGCUCAAGCCCGGCCCCUUCACACCACUACCACCACGACCAGUCAGCCCUCCCCUCUACACCACCAUCAUCCACCUCAACCCCCAUCCCAAUCAACCACAGCUCUGCAGACCGUCAGCGUCGUGGGAGUGACUCCUCCAGCGGCUCCGGGGGGUUCUGUGAUGCUAUCGGGCCUGAAAAGUGGUAUAUUGGCGGCAGGACACCGGCUGGUGAAGAGCGCUUUUAUCGGCUUGGGAUGGUUACGAAGGGUGGAGGGCGGCUUGGUGGGAGUGGACGGGUGGGGAGUAUUGAUCAGUUGAGUCUUUGA